CCAGAGCUUAAACUUGGAGAAAUUUCAGGGUACUACAUCAUCCAAAGGAGGAGUCCGUGAUGGAGGCAGAGGUAAACUUGAAGAGGACAGGAAGAUGCCACCCAAGCGUGUGGCUAAGAAAAGGUCACCCCCAGAAGAUGCUCUCCCCAAAAGCAAGAAAGUGAAGGACCCUCGUAACCAGGCAGUGAGGGCCGGUGCUUCCCACCGCGUUCCAGGCGCCCGCUACACCCGAGGUGCCUGCAGGCCGAGCCCUGCCAACCAGAAAACCCGACCAGUCUCACAUAGGUCCCACCGCACAGAACCGGGCUUGGUGCUGACACUGGGCCAGGGUGACGUGGGCCAGUUGGGGCUGGGCGAGAAUGUGAUGGAGAGGAAGAAGCCAGCCCUAGUAACCAUUCCGGAAGACAUUGUACAGGCUGAGGCUGGGGGCAUGCACACCGUGUGUCUAAGCAAAAGUGGCCAGGUCUACUCCUUUGGCUGCAAUGAUGAGGGUGCCCUGGGAAGAGACACAUCAGUGGAGGGCUCAGAGAUGGUUCCUGGGAAAGUGGAACUGCAAGAGAAAGUGGUACAAGCGUCAGCAGGAGACAGUCACACAGCGGCGCUCACCGAGGAUGGCCGCGUCUUCCUCUGGGGCUCCUUCCGGGACAAUAAUGGUGUGAUUGGGCUCUUGGAGCCCAUGAAGAAGAGCAUGGUACCUGUGCAAGUGCAGCUGAGUGCGCCUGUGGUGAAGGUGGCCUCGGGAAACGACCACUUGGUGAUGCUGACAGCUGAUGGUGACCUCUACACUUUGGGCUGCGGGGAGCAGGGCCAGCUGGGCCGUGUCCCUGAAUUAUUUGCCAAUCGUGGUGGCCGGCAGGGCCUUGAACGACUCCUGGUCCCCAAGUGUGUGAUGUUGAAAUCCAGGGGAACGGGUCAUGUGAAAUUCCAGGAUGCCUUCUGUGGCACCUACUUCACCUUUGCCAUCUCCCUUGAGGGCCAUGUGUAUGGCUUUGGCCUUUCAAACUACCAUCAACUUGGAACCUCAGGCACAGAAUCUUGCUUUGUACCCCAGAACUUGACAUCCUUCAAGAACUCUACCAAGUCCUGGGUGGGCUUCUCUGGUGGCCAGCACCAUACAGUCUGCAUGGAUUCAGAAGGAAAAGCAUACAGCCUGGGCCGGGCUGAGUACGGGAGGCUGGGCCUGGGAGAGGGUGCCGAGGAGAAGAGCAUGCCCACCCUCAUCUCCAGGCUGCCCAUCGUCUCCUCCGUGGCUUGUGGGGCCUCUGUGGGAUAUGCCGUGACCAAGGAUGGUCGUGUUUUUGCCUGGGGCAUGGGCACCAACUACCAGCUGGGCACGGGACAGGAGGAGGAUGCCUGGAUCCCCGUGGAGAUGACAGGCAAACAGCUGGAGAACCGCCUGGUUCUAUCUGUGUCCAGCGGGGGCCAGCACACAGUCUUACUAGUCAGGGACAAGCAACAGAGCUGAUGAAGCUUCUAGGGCCUGGCUCCCGGCCCCCCCUCCCUCCUGGAACACAGAAGCUGUGAUGACUACAGACUCCAGCAGGCCUUCCCCAGCCCCAAGUACUUUGUCAUCACCUGCCUUUUUUCCCAUCCAUGGGACAGAAUCACUUUCCUCUUUUUUAUUCCUCCUUUCUGGAAUUAGCCUGUAACCUAUAGGAUGGAGAGGGCGGAAUGGAAGAGGGGAGUGGGUUUUGUUGGAAUGUUUGAUUCCCACACCCUGAGGAGUUGGGGCUCCGUCAAGCCCUACUCUAGUCAUGUGCCACUCUUAUGUCCUUCACAAUCCACAGGCAGACCAAUGGUACAGUUGUCGGACCCAGCUGUCAUGCACCUAUGCCUGGGGGAAACUGGAGAAGGGGCAGGGCUACCAGCCAUGGGCAAGCCCAAGCCAAAUAUUUGGCCCUGAACAGGUGUCCAAAGGGGCAAAUAAAGAGUGAUCCUCUACUUGAUCAAGAAAAAGGCCAAUCAGCUUUUCUCCCAGAAGCACAAGUGUUCUGUCCUGCACUGCCCAUCCACCUGCCUCACCUGCCUGAAGUCUGGACAGGAAGCUGGCCUGUGGAGCAGGACAUGGGGGCGAGGGAAGGAGGGUAUUAUAAACAAACAGCAAUAUCGAGAGUGAAGGGAGGGCAGGGAAGAGGGUUGGAUGGGCAGAGACUGGUUCCCAGAAAGGGAAGCAGAAGCUUGUACCGUGUCUGAGAAAAUAGCAAGCAGGUUUUUUUUUUUAAUGUAAAGUAUUUUAGAAGAGAGAGUGAAAUCUUUUAACAUUUUGAAUAAAUUUAGAGUUUUAUAAAACAGGCCACUUGUUUUCUACACAUUCCCUGCUUUUUUAAGGGAACAUCUGCUGUGUUGGGAAGGGCAGGAUAAACCCACACCUGUGGACUUUGUCAAGACUAGGACUUAAGGUGAUGUCAAGAUGUCCUGAUGUGUGCCUGUCAGCUGUGACUGUUCCAUACAAAUCAAAAAAGAUUUUAUUUUUGCUUAGGUAUUUAUGUUUCAGGAAUCACUGUAUUUAAAAAAUUUAUGCUGCAUAAUAUGAGAGACAGAAUGGUUCUUUCAACAUCCUAAUCCCAAAUCAAGAUGGUACAUCUCUACAAAUACUUUUACUAAGCUUGCUGUUUUAUCAUUUUCAACAGCUCAUGUAAUUGAUAAAACAUGAUUAACUGCACAGUAACUCCUAAGACAACUUAUUCAUAUUGAUGUAGAUUUUCACAGGCAUUUGAGCAAACAAAAUCAUAGAGCUGGCCUGUCUAAUAUGAUGGUCACUAGCUACAUGUAGCCAUUUACAUUUAAAUCAAUUAAAAUGUGUAAAAAUUUUAAAUUAACUUCCUUUUUGCACUAGCCACGUUUCAAGUCCUCAAUAAUUACAUGUGGUUAGUGCCUAUGGUAUUGGGCUAUAGAACGUUUCUAUAAUUUCAGAAAGCUGCAAUGAAUAUUGUUGAUACAGCAGGUCUGUAUAUGAAUAAGAAGACAUUUUUAUUAGGGCCAGGAGGAUUUUUCUUGGAUGUCAAUGACUCUUGGAAAAAUGAAUAUAAUGUAAAAUAACAAAA
Messenger RNA from Myotis brandtii (Brandt's bat), 3044 nucleotides. It is a transcript of the gene RCC1, whose product is annotated as regulator of chromosome condensation 1. Lineage: Eukaryota; Metazoa; Chordata; Mammalia; Chiroptera; Vespertilionidae. The record is from RefSeq and is a predicted model, not a curated record. Gene Ontology annotation, cellular component: cytoplasm. Gene Ontology annotation, molecular function: guanyl-nucleotide exchange factor activity.